UCCCGCCGGCAGAGGACGCAAAUACGUGGCUUUGGGGUGGGCUCAGAGAGGAAGAGGCUGCGGUUUCGUUUAGCGACGGCUAACUACAUAGCAGUGUUGACAAGAAGUCCGCUCCGUGUAGUGUCUUACUAGUAUUAAAGUUUAACCAGACCGGUUCUUAAGUAUAGUCGUCCGCGUCUCCGCGCUACGCCAAGAUGAGCUUCUUGUUUGGCAGUCGCUCGUCCAAAACCUUCAAGCCCAAGAAGAACAUCCCAGAGGGCUCGCACCAGUACGAGCUGCUGAAACACGCCGAGGCCACGCUGGGCAGCGGGAACCUGCGGCAGGCCGUCAUGCUGCCGGAGGGGGAGGACCUUAAUGAGUGGAUCGCCGUCAACACGGUGGAUUUUUUUAACCAGAUCAACAUGCUCUAUGGAACAAUCACAGAGUUCUGCAGUGAAACCAGCUGCUCUGUCAUGUCUGCUGGUCCUAGGUAUGAGUACCACUGGGCCGACGGCACCAACAUCAAGAAGCCCAUCAAGUGCUCGGCCCCGAAGUACAUCGACUACCUGAUGACCUGGGUCCAGGACCAGCUGGACGACGAGACCCUCUUCCCCUCCAAGAUCGGAGUCCCCUUCCCCAAGAACUUCAUGUCCGUUGCCAAGACGAUCCUGAAGCGUCUGUUCCGGGUUUACGCCCACAUCUACCACCAGCACUUCGACUCUGUGAUGCAGCUGCAGGAGGAGGCCCAUCUCAACACCUCCUUCAAGCAUUUCAUCUUCUUCGUCCAGGAGUUCAACCUUAUCGACCGGCGAGAGCUGGCUCCUCUUCAGGACCUGAUCGAGAAGCUGGGAUCCAAGGACAGAUGAACACACACACACACACACACACACACACACACACACACACACACACACACACACACACACACACACACACACACACACACA
Gadus chalcogrammus (walleye pollock) is the source of this 926-nucleotide messenger RNA. Its product is annotated as MOB kinase activator 1A. Gene Ontology annotation, biological process: positive regulation of protein phosphorylation; hippo signaling. The transcript has 6 exons. NCBI's taxonomy places the organism in Eukaryota, Metazoa, Chordata, Actinopteri, Gadiformes, Gadidae. The coding region runs from base 195 to 845 and encodes 216 amino acids. Gene Ontology annotation, molecular function: protein kinase activator activity. Gene Ontology annotation, cellular component: cytoplasm; nucleus. The record is from RefSeq and is a predicted model, not a curated record.